Molecule: messenger RNA, 3265 nt
Organism: Prosopis cineraria
Lineage: Eukaryota; Viridiplantae; Streptophyta; Magnoliopsida; Fabales; Fabaceae
Exons: 2
Coding region: 207-3068 (953 amino acids)
Source: RefSeq, a predicted model, not a curated record
CAUCUCUGCUACACGCCUUUUCAAACCUAAAGCACGUCUAAGUUUAACGGUUAUCUUCUUUUCGAUCGCUCUCUCAUCCCCGAUUUCCUCUUACCUCCUUCUUCGCUGAGCAAAUUGCGCAACACCUCCGCUGAGUCUCGGGUAUUUGCUGCAUUUGCAAUCUCCAAAUCAGGUUCUUUGAAAGUCACAUAUAUGAAAUACAAGACAUGGACAAGGCUUAUGAAGAGCUUGAUGACACUAAAGCUGAAAUUGAGAGACUCAAGGCAGAACUAAGAAGCAAGACAGAUUCGCUUGAGAACUUGAAGCAAUUCCAAAACGCACAGGUCAAUCAGGUACGGGAAGCAAAGCUAAAAAAUGAGAAAUUGGAGCAAGAGCUGCUUCAAAAGGAAGAUGAAAUCACUGAGGCAAAGCAGAACUGUGAAGAUCUCAAGGGGGAUUUGGUUAAAAAAGAGUCCAUCAUCAAACAUCUCAGUGCUGCAAAUGAUAAACUUCGAGUGGAUUGUGAUGAAAAGUUAAAAAAAUGGGAAGAUGAGAAGAAAGGAUUGGUGUUGGCGUUAGAGGAGGCAGUUGAGAAGGCGGAGAAUCAAGAUCAGCAGAUUAAUGUGUACAGGCAAGAGAUUGAGAGCCUCAAAGGUUGUCUUUCAGCUUCAAAGAGGUGUUUGGAAGUAGAGAAAAUAUCAGAAGCAUCCAAAGAACUGAGAAAAAGUGAUGACAUAUUACAUAACUUAGAGGAUGAAAACAGGAAGGUGGCAGAACAAUUGAAAUGGAAGAAGGAGCAGUUUAAACAUUUAGAAGAAGCACAUGAGAAGGUUCGAGAACAGUUCAGGUCAAGUAAGAAGGAGUGGGAGUUGGAAAAAUCAUCGUUGCUUGAUGAGAUUUCUUCGCUGCAGAUGAAAUUAGAUUCUCAAAUCAGAAUAUCAGAGAAUCUGCAAAACCAGUUGCAGAUGUGUAGCCAAGCCCUUGCUCAUGAAGAAAGCCGGAGAAAGCGCCUUGAAGUUCAACUUUCUGAUUACAAAGAACGUUUUGAAAAUGUCAGUAGUGAGUAUGAGAAUGCUAGGUUCGAACUGGAUCAAUUUCACUCUCAGCGGGACAAAGAUAUUGGUGACAUGAGGUAUUCACUGAAAACAAAGGAAGCACACUCUAAAGAAUUAAAAUACACCAUUCAGAAGCUGGAGCAAGAAAAUAAAGAAUUGAGGGCAUCGCUAAAAGAACUCCGGGAAGCUCAAAUUCAAGAAGCAGGAGCUUCAUUUUCUCAGUCAAAGAUGCGAUCUAAGCUCAGAAGUUUGGAAAACAUCCACAGAGAGUGCGCCUCAACUCUACACUCUAAAGAAGCUGAAUGGAAGUUGCAGCUAGAAAAAAUGACAGAAGAGCUUAUUGGCUAUCGGUCUGGAUGGGAAAAUAUGAUAGAAGCAACAGAAGAGCUCAAAAUGGAGUUGGAAAAUAAGACAGAAGCAAUAGAAGAACUCAAAAGGGAGUUGAAAAAUUCUCAUUCUUUAAUUAUGGAGCCGGAUUUGCUGAAGGAGGAGAUGUCUCUGUUGCUGCUCGUUCUUAAACAGGGAAUUUCUGAGGCUCAGAUCAAGGUGGUCAAUGAUAAGAAGGAGAUGGACCUGAUCAACAAGGAAAGAGAAGAGAAGUCUUUUGAAUUGGUGAAGCAGUUGGAGAUGAAAAAUGCUGCUUUGAUCCAAGCCCAGAAAUUGAAUAAGAGCGAGCUGGAUCUAAUUAACAAAGAAAGAGAAGAGAAAUGUUCUGAACUGAUGAAUUUGUUAGAGAUGAAGAAUGCUGCUUUGAUCAGGGCCCAGAAAGAGAUCAGUGAAGAACGUGAGAAAGUAGCAUGUCUCCUGAAGGAGGCUGAUUCCUUGAGCGUCACCAAGGAACAGCUCCAUUCACUGCAAAAUGAACUUGAUAGGUACAAGGAAAUGCUAGACGAGUCCACAAAGUGUCAACUUCUCCUCGAAGAGAAGACUUUGCAGAUGGAGUGUAACUCAAGAGAAAAGCUUAAAAAAGUUUCUGAUGCUUUAGACAGAGCUAAUACUGAGUUGGACGAGAAAAUAUACGAAGUGAAUGAGAUGGAAUAUGAAAUGCAAAUAUGGAUAUCAAUUGUUGAACGGUUGAAGAAUGAGCUUGAAGAAAAUCAUACGAUGCGUAAAGAACUGGAAAACUCACUUCUUGCACAAGUAGACUUCGUCGAAAACAUCAAACAAGAGAAAGAAAGCUUGAUUCACAAAUUGAAAGAGAAUGAGAUAAAAGUAGAUGAUCUUCGGCAACAGGUUAUCCUACUGGAACAAGAAGUAAGAAGAAGGCAGAAAGAAGCUUCUUCUCUAGCAAGGGGUCAAUCAUUUAGAAGAGAAUUUGAAAGUGUUGGGGGAACUUAUGAGCAUGAGAAAAAGCUGGAUCUGGAGAAAGUCAUGCAUCAGGCAGCUUCACUUGGACAUCAAUUCUCUACCUCAUGGGUCUCCUUUUCUUCACAGCUUGCUGAGAAGCAGGCUGAGAUUAAUUUGGUCCAGGAUGCUUGUGAUAAGAUUACAGCAGCUGAGAUUAUGGCAAUUCUUGAAACUGAGGAGAGGAAGUUGAUGAUAGCAGAACUUGAGGAUGAUAUCCUUAAUCUAGAACAGAAACUGAAACUGCAGGAGGAAAGAUGGAGCCAGUCUGAACGACUUGCAUUGAAAAUUGAAGCAGAAAUGGAAGUAAAACAAUUGACGUUGAAGGGGUUGACUGAUCAAAUAGAGACUAGGCUCAAAAGCUCGGAUGCCUCGUAUCAUAAACUCAAGAUGGAGAACAGAAAUUUACUUGAAAAUGUCACUAAAUUGUUGUCAGAAAGGGAAAACUUGUUAUGCUUCAUUAUGGGACUGGAUGAAAAGAUAUGUGAAUUUUCAGCCACAGACACACGACUAAUGGAUAAGUUGGGAAGCAUUGCACAUUCAUUUGAGAAUGACUGCCCAGGGAUGAAUUUUUCAGAGGAGGAUGAAUUUCUCACGAAAGAGAAUAUUAAAAUGCAUUCUCCUGUAGGGACAAAGAAAGUGGAGGUCGUUUCUGAUGUAAGGUCACCAUUUAAGGAGCUCAACAAUUAGCAUAGAAAUGUGGAAAAAGAUACCGGAUGGAUGUUGUUUACGUUUGCAUUUUCUGCCCCAAAAAAACAAAACCGUCAUGGCUGAAACAUGACGAUGUAAUGGCCUAUGAAAUUAAUUGAUAUCUUCUUGUGCAUGCAGAUUUUUUUCUUUUUUCGAUAACUGUUUCCCAUCUUAUUCCCAGUUUCUUUAAUGAAGAA